Molecule: messenger RNA, 2127 nt
Organism: Lampris incognitus (smalleye Pacific opah)
Lineage: Eukaryota; Metazoa; Chordata; Actinopteri; Lampriformes; Lampridae
Product: sodium-coupled neutral amino acid transporter 3-like
Exons: 16
Coding region: 290-1834 (514 amino acids)
Biological process (GO): amino acid transmembrane transport; histidine transport; L-glutamine transport
Molecular function (GO): L-glutamine transmembrane transporter activity; L-asparagine transmembrane transporter activity; L-histidine transmembrane transporter activity
Source: RefSeq, a predicted model, not a curated record
GGAGCUGAGCGGAGGACCAGGCGCCGCGGAGCGACGCAGAGAGGAGCUGAGCGGAGGACCAGGCGCCGCGGAGCGACGCAGAGAGGACCCUGCCGGCCGGCGGUGUGGAGAUAUUUGGAGUUGGCGGAUACUUGCGUCCACUUAUCCGGUCUCCCAAGGAAAACUCGCUCACUCCACAAACUUCGGCACAACACGAGCAGCCUCAUCUUCUGACCACUUUUCUAACACCCCUCGUUCAUAUAUUUCCAUUGAUAUCAUAUACUGUACACACCACGGCCUCAGAGUGAAGAUGAACGAGGAGAAACCCUCCGAGUCCGUGGAAACCGCCUCUCCCGAGGAGAACACCAUCCCCAAUGGGAAGGGCCCGGAGCCGGGGGAUGAGACCACGGCAUCGGCCAAAACGCAUUCCACAGAGGACACUGAGAAUUCCCACAGGAGCCAGGACACGGAGGCCAACCGUGCAGACAGCCAGGAGUUCCUAUCAAGCAUGGAGGGCAAGAAGACCACGCGCUUUACAGACUUUGAGGGGAAGACCUCCUUUGGGAUGUCAGUGUUCAACUUGGGAAACGCCAUCAUGGGAAGUGGAAUUCUGGGACUGGCGUAUGCCAUGGCCAACACCGGGGUCAUCCUAUUUUUGGUACUCCUAACGGUGGUGGCGGGCCUCUCGUCGUACUCCAUCCAUUUGCUGCUGAAGUCGUCCGGAAUUGUAGGUAUCCGUGCUUAUGAGCAGCUGGGCUACAGGGCCUUUGGGACGCCAGGCAAGAUGGCUGCAGGCAUUGCCAUCACACUACAGAACAUUGGAGCCAUGUCCAGUUACCUGUACAUAGUCAAGUAUGAGUUUCCUCUGGUCAUUCAGGCCUUCCUCAAGGUGGACAAGCCUGCAGGUGAAUGGUACAUGAAUGGGAACUACCUGGUGAUCAUCGUGUCGAUAGCAGUGAUCCUUCCUCUGGCUCUGAUGAAGCAGCUGGGGUACUUGGGAUACACCAGUGGCUUCUCCCUCAGCUGCAUGGUCUUCUUCCUCAUCGCAGUCAUCUACAAGAAGUUUGCUAUUCCCUGUCCGUUUGUGGACUUUGCUUUCAACGGCACCGCCAUCAGCACGAACUUAAGUGCUGUGGAUUCAGGCGGGGAAGACAAUCCGGCCUGUGUUCCCAAACUAGUCAACCUCAACUCACAGACGGCCUACACCAUCCCCAUCCUGGCGUUCGCCUUUGUGUGCCACCCCGAGGUCCUGCCCAUCUACACAGAGCUGCGCAACCCCACCAAGAAAAAGAUGCAGCAUGUGUCCAACAUCUCCAUUGCCGUCAUGUACACCAUGUACUUCCUGGCCGCUCUUUUUGGAUACCUGACUUUCUAUGGUGAGGUGGAGGCCGAGCUGCUCCACACCUACAGCCGUAUCGACCCGUACGACACGCUGAUUUUGUGCGUUCGCGUGGCUGUCCUCACCGCCGUCACCCUCACUGUGCCCAUUGUGCUCUUUCCCGUGCGCAGAGCCAUCCAGCAGAUGCUGUUCCCCAACAAGACCUUCUUCUGGCCCCGCCACAUCGCCAUCGCCCUCGUUCUGCUCUCCUUCAUCAACCUGCUCGUCAUCUUCGCUCCAAACAUCCUGGGAAUCUUCGGCAUCAUCGGCGCUACGUCCGCCCCGUGUCUCAUAUUCAUCUUUCCAGCCAUCUUCUACAUCCGCAUUGUGCCCAAAGAAGAGGAGCCUAUGCGCUCUACCCCCAAAAUCCUGGCCGCCUGCUUUGCUGGGAUAGGCUUCCUGUUCAUGAUCAUGAGUCUCAGCUUUAUCGUCAUCGACUGGACAUCAGGGGGCGGCAAAGCCAGCAGUGGUCACUAGGUCCCGCUCUGUGUACUUCUUCAGGUUUUUAUAUUGUCAGUUUAGAUUUGUAUGUAUGUGAAAUGCUUUUUUUUUUUUUUUGUUGUUUCAAACGGUAUUUGGUGUUGACGAUGCCCUGUCUCAUCCCGUAGAAAGCACUGGCCACAGAGCAGGAGGGCUCUCCCUCUGGAGUAGCUCCACCUCUGAGGGCGUGGUGUUGUAGGUCCAGUCAAACUGUCAGCAACGUCCAGGCCCGUAGACUCUCUAAAGGAGUUGAUGUUGCGUCCCUGAGCGGUGGUCCAGGUGCACAGAGA